Molecule: messenger RNA, 597 nt
Organism: Sclerotinia sclerotiorum 1980 UF-70
Lineage: Eukaryota; Fungi; Ascomycota; Leotiomycetes; Helotiales; Sclerotiniaceae
Exons: 2
Coding region: 1-597 (198 amino acids)
Source: RefSeq, a predicted model, not a curated record
AUGUUUUCGCCAUUACUCCUUCUCACUUAUUCCUCUCUCUUCCUUCCCGCAAUAUGCACUCCCCUUCACAAAAGCAACGGCCUUGCUAUCAAAACAACCAGUGGUGAUGUUCAUGGCUUUAUUAAUCAAACAGCACCACAAGUCCUACAGUUCUUAGGAAUCCCGUACGCAGAGCCUCCGGUUGGAGACCUUAGAUUCGCAGCACCACAAACUAAAGCUAAAGGUUCCUCCAUAAACGCUACAGCUUUCCCUCCUUCUUGUCUUCAAGGGUCUAGCCCUACCGCCAAUGUUUAUACAGAUGUUGUACCGCAGUUCUUGAUUGAGGGAGGGCAGAGUGAAGAUUGCUUGUAUUUGAGUAUUUGGACUCCGGCAAACCCGACGAAAAAAACUCUGCCUGUUUUAAUAUUUAUACCUGGAGGUGGCUAUGCCGGUGGUGGAGAGGAUAUUCCCUAUCAUAAUCCAGAUCUUUGGGUCCAAAAAACUCAAUCCCAUAUUGUGGUUUUGCUGAAUUAUCGCUUAAAUGUCUUCGGAUUUCCAAACGCAAAGGCUAUCACGGAGAAUAGAAACCCAGGAUUACUUGAUCAGAGAAAAGCGUAA